GUAGGUUAAAAUUUGCAUCGGGAUUGAUAUUUUAAAAGUGUUCAAAAUGGCGUCGUCAGUAGAGCACUUGCGACAAGCUGGUGGGGCUCAAGCUAAUGUUCAGCAUCAACAAAGCGCAGGAGCACAACCUGUUAACCAGGCAGAGUGUGACCCGAUCUACCGAUUCAAAUUAUUGUUACCAAGGUUAAAGGAGUCUUUGGUGAAUCUAAUGAAAAUUGCUGGUACCUGCCUUCAUCAUAAUUCACAACAGCUAGAGGAUACUACGUCAAGUGUAGAGAAUCAACUUCAGAAAUUUGAAAAAUCAUUGGAAGAAUUCUAUUCUAUGUGUGAUCAAGUUGAAAUUAGUUUGAGACUUGCCCUAGAGAGUAGUCAACUGAAUGCUGACACAGUGAAGUUCAACCCUGCUUGUGUUAACAUUCCCAAUGAGAAAGGGGAGCUUCCCUCCACACAGAGGUUGAUGCAGUAUCCACAGUACCAGGCCAUUGUCAGACAACAGAUCCACACCGCGAAAGAACUUCAUGACUUGUUAUUACAGUUCUCUCAGAAAAUAACUGCUGCAAAGACAUGAGAGAGAGAGAGAGAGAGAGAGAGAGAGAGAGAGAGGAGCGAUUUAUACAUUUUCCUGAGCGUUACCAUGUUUUUUUUUAUAAGUUCAUAUACAAGAGUGGGGAGGGUUUACAAACAAAGCAGAUACAUGUAUUUAGGACCUGUAGGUGUUGUGCUUCUUUUCUUGAUUUUUCUUUUAAUUUGUUAGUAAAUGUCAUUCAUUUGAAAACCCCACCCCCACCACACUCCGCCAAAAAAAAAAUCCUGGAUCUGCCCUGAUUAUUAUGUUUAUUUAUUUGUAGAAUGUAAUUUAUCAAUCAAAGCAAUUAAUACAGCUGUUGUAUUUUGUAAAUUGUUAUGAACCUUUGAUGUAAAAAGAUCUUGCAUUCUUAAUCUUUAUAUUAAAAGUGUUGUAAGUAAUAAAAUUGCUUGUAAAUUAA
Molecule: messenger RNA, 986 nt
Organism: Ostrea edulis (European flat oyster)
Lineage: Eukaryota; Metazoa; Mollusca; Bivalvia; Ostreida; Ostreidae
Product: mediator of RNA polymerase II transcription subunit 29-like
Exons: 4
Coding region: 47-568 (173 amino acids)
Biological process (GO): regulation of transcription by RNA polymerase II
Cellular component (GO): mediator complex
Molecular function (GO): transcription factor binding; transcription coregulator activity
Source: RefSeq, a predicted model, not a curated record